UCUUUGAGCCACCCAACUUUUUCCAAAAGUACAAGCAUUACAUUGUUCUGACCGCCAGCGCCUCCACGGAAGAAAACCACUUAGAAUGGAUCGGUCUGGUGGAGUCGAAGAUCCGCGUUCUGGUGGGAAACCUGGAGAGGAACGAGUACAUCACCCUGGCUCACGUCAACCCACAGUCCUUCCCGGGUCCAAAGAGAAUCGCAACGAGAACGACUUUGUGUCCAUGUGGUUCAUUGGGAUCAUCUUCAAGAAAGUGGAGAACGCCGAGAGUGUGAACAUUGACCUUACCUACGACAUCCAGUCCUUCACAGACACUGUGUACAGACAAGCCAACAACAUCAACAUGCUGAAGGAUGGGAUGAAGAUUGAAGCGACACACGUGAAGAAGAAACAGCUCCAUCAGUAUCUUCCUCCUGAACUGGUGCAGAAGAAGAAGAGGAGCAUUGCUGAGAUGAACCGUAGCUCCAACGGGGUAGUUCUGCGGAUCUCUCUGGACAGCAGUCACCUGGACAGCUCCAGAGACACAGACUCAGGGACUCCUUUUAGCUCCCCAUUGAGUAAACCCUCUAAGCCUGCGUCUGACACAGAAGACAGCGUCAGUCCUCCCAAGCAGCUUUUUACGGAGGGCUCUCCAGCACCCAGUGCAGCGGCGGCGACGGCUGCUACAGCUGCUACAGCUGCUACAGACCAGGGCAUGUCCAUCCCUGUCAUUGGCUCCAAUCCAGCAGGCAAAGCAAGGCCCGCCUCCCCGCCAGCAAGCAGCUCGGUGGCCACAGCGCUGAGUGGCGAUGUGCAGCCCAACGCCACCAGCAGCCCCAGAGAGGAGCCCAACGGUCUGGAUGACCCCGUCAACGGAGCCCCUGCCAAGAGACCGCACUCGCCCACACAAGAGGACCUGGCCAAGAGGCACAAAGACACAGAGGUGGUGUCAAAUGAUGACUCAGCAUUUAAAGAGCCAUAUCCACCAUCCUCUGACUCCUGCACACAUGGAGAAGGACCCAAUAUUAACCCCCUUUCUGGAUCAAAGGCUAAGCCCAUUCCAACCAUCGAUACCUCAAGAACACAGAGACUUCCCAGCAUGGAGCUGCCAGACGCCUCGCCUCUCCCAGCCAGCAACAGUUGCCGCGUCGUGAAGAAUUCCAUUAAAUUGGCCCUCAACCGCCACAAAACACGUGGCAUCCAAACACGCAGCGCCCCCGUCGGCAGCUCCAUCCCCACCUUGGUGAGCCGAGGGGCCCGACCCGCUGAACGGAGCAACAGCCAAGCGACCCCACUCCCCUCUCUGGAGGAGCAGGCCAAGAGGCUGAAAGAAACAGAAAAGGCCAGAAUACACAUAGCUUGA
Messenger RNA from Anoplopoma fimbria (sablefish), 1342 nucleotides. Its product is annotated as poly(A) polymerase gamma-like. Gene Ontology annotation, molecular function: nucleotidyltransferase activity; RNA binding. NCBI's taxonomy places the organism in Eukaryota, Metazoa, Chordata, Actinopteri, Perciformes, Anoplopomatidae. The record is from RefSeq and is a predicted model, not a curated record. Gene Ontology annotation, biological process: RNA 3'-end processing.